GAUAAUAUAUAGUCUAAUAGAUAUCUUAGAUAUGAUAGGAUUUACACGAUCACGUUAUUGUAACAAAAAGCAAAUUAUGGACGGACCAAAAUAUAGCUAGGCAGAUAAUUAAUAUUAACCUUCCAUAACAAUUAGGGGGGCAUAUACUUUAGUGGUUAAAUUAAGGCUUAAAUUUGUCCGAUUUUGAUGGCUUGCCCUUUUCAAAUUAUAAUGAAGCUAGUUCAAGUUGGAAAGAUCAAGUCUUAAUCGUGAAUUGUUUUGUCAAUAUAUAAUAAUAGGAAUUAUUGAAAAAUUUCAAGAGUUUUAAGAACCGUUCGAUAAUUGUUUCGUUUUUAAUUUUUAAAUCUAAUUAUACAUAGUCAAAUAUACAAAUAAGGGUUUUAUUAGUGGUUGAUUACUCUAGCGGUUGUGGUAUUUUUUUUAACUCACUGUGUCCUAUGUUCUAGCCAUCUCCCUUCCCUUUAAUGCAUAUUAGCGUAGAAUAUUUUAUUUGCGUGUGUGUGUGUGUAUAAGCUCUACUAUCAGAUUCCUGCCAAAACUGAUUCAAGCCAAUAGUACUGAAACAAAGCACGUAACUUCUUACGAACAUAGCUUGAGUCAGCAGAUAGAGAAGUCUCAACUCACGCCAAUAUCUAAGUUCCUAAACAAAACCCUUUAGCCAGCGUGAUGAAGCUCACUUGUGCCACUUACAUAUAACAAGGUAGCCCCAUUUGUGGAAGAAAAAAAAAGAAAAAAGAAAGAGAACCAGAGAAUGAAUUUAAUAUUUUGAAUAAUUCCCUGUCUUUUUCUAUGGGUUUGGUAUCCCUCUCAAACCAACAAUUUGAGGAAUCUUAUCUUUAUUAUUUUUCAUUGGCUCCAGCAUCCCUUUGACUUCGGCGCAUAGCUUCUGGAGCAAUAUAUAAAUUUUUAAGAAGUUGAGGUUUCAUCAUAAAAUCAAUUAGUAAUAUGAAAGUAAUUUAACUUCUUAUGAGCACAUACAAGGUUUCCUCCUAUCGUUAAUGUGAAAUUUUUCUCAACAUACGCGUGGACAACGCAGAUGGAUUGACAUUUAUUCUCAGCACACUUCCUCACAUAUAGCGAAUUUUCAAGUCUAACGCUUGUACAACACAAACGGGAUGACUUCGAGGGCAUGUGGUAGUUGACUUCACAUGUGGGUCAACCUGUUAUGAUACCAUGAAUAAAGUUGAGGUUUCAUCAUAAAAUUAAUUAGAACAUAGGGAAUAGCCCAACUUCUUAUAAACACAUGUAAGAUCUCUCUCAUUAAUGUGAGAUUUAUUCUCAACAUGCUCUCUCACAUAUAGUAAAUUUUCAAGCUUAACGGAUGAACAACACAAACAGAGUGACAUCUAAUUAAAUCAUUUUAGAUGGAAAUAAUAUUAAAUUAGUACGUGGCUUCUUCGGAUUGCCGGUGGGCAAGAAAGUCCAAUAUGAAUGAUGAAAAAGGAAAAAAAAAAAAAAAAAAAAAAAAAAAAAAGAGAAAAAAACAUAGCACAAACAAGAGAGGGAGGCUACUGUUUCGUUGAAUCUGUCAAAGGACCUAUAUUUCAAAACUUUGAAGUAGAAGCAACUCGUAUGUUAAAACAAAACAAGAAACCUGACUCUUAUUCCUUGUACUACUUCCCCCAUAUCCUUUGACGCUCCAGUCUCUUUGCUGAGCUUUUUCCUCCAACAUCCAUCAUGCAUUCCCUUCUGCUCCAAUCGUUGUUUCCAUUUCUUUUGAUCGCUUCCUUCCUUUCGAUCAACGUCAAGUUAAGUCUAUGCCAGGAUGAUGCACAAUUCACAAACUGCGGUAGCUCUAUCAAUUGUGGUGGCGUCGGAAACAUCUCCUACCCCUUUUAUGGGGUAAACAGAGCUACUUACUGUGGUCAGCCAGGGUACGAGGUCCAGUGUCUGAACAAAGUCCCUGUGAUCAACAUGAAAGGUCUGAGCUUUAGAAUUCUUGAAAUGAAUUCUACUACUACUCCUCGGACUGUUACAGUUGCUAGGCUGGAUUACUGGAGUACUAUCUGUCCUCCGACUUUCGUCAACACCACCCUCAACUUCUCUCUGUUUGAUUAUGGCUCUGGUUAUACAAACAUGACGUUUUACUACCAAUGCAAUAUCAACAACAUAGGGCUUAGCAAGCAGUGCAACAUAAGCAAUACAGUGAGCACUGUUUUCUAUGUGCCAUUUCCAACGGUUAAUCAGCCAUCUUACGUGAGCUGUACAGAUGAGGUUAUUGUUCCAGUUUAUACAGCAGCUGCUGAGGCUAUUGUGGCCAGUCAAACAACCGUCAGCGAUGCGGUAAACAGGGGCUUCCCUUUGGAAUUGCAGAUUAACACCGAUCAAUGCAACAAAUGUGAGGAAUCAGGAGGACGGUGUGGGCUUAACACUACUACUAAUUCCGGAUUCAGCUGCUUUUGCCGAGAUCAGGCGUAUGCAACCAUAUGUUAUGAAACUACUAAUUCAAUUCAACCCGGAGGUGGAGGCGGAGGCGGAGGAGGAAGCGGAGGUACGUUUGUCCCUUUGUCAUUCUCUUGUAAAUUACACAUUUGGAACUCCUAG
Pyrus x bretschneideri (Chinese white pear) is the source of this 2544-nucleotide messenger RNA. RefSeq names its product LEAF RUST 10 DISEASE-RESISTANCE LOCUS RECEPTOR-LIKE PROTEIN KINASE-like 2.7. The coding region runs from base 1678 to 2544 and encodes 288 amino acids. The transcript has a single exon. Lineage: Eukaryota; Viridiplantae; Streptophyta; Magnoliopsida; Rosales; Rosaceae. The record is from RefSeq and is a predicted model, not a curated record. Gene Ontology annotation, molecular function: polysaccharide binding.